Messenger RNA from Phytophthora sojae, 516 nucleotides. RefSeq lists its product as hypothetical. The transcript has a single exon. Lineage: Eukaryota; Oomycota; Peronosporomycetes; Peronosporales; Peronosporaceae. Bases 1 to 516 code for a protein of 171 amino acids. The record is from RefSeq and is a predicted model, not a curated record.
AUGGAUGUAGAGCGGCUUGCGACGGCUCAAGUAGAAUGGGUCAACGCGCUCUCCGGGGCACAACAGCUCGUCUCGCUUCGACACGCACUGCUCUACGUGCUCUACAAAGAGCUGCAAGGCCAACCGCCGCACGGGUUGCUACGCAAAAUAGGCAAGUCCAUAACCGAAGAACCCCGCAGUUUCCAGGCCUGGGUGGGCCAAACGUCAAACCCAGACAGCGUUGACAUCGACCAGUACCCGUCAAUUACUACCCGUGAGUUCCUUGCCUCCCUAUCCGAAGGAGAGGGGUCAGAUGCUGAAGUCGAGAGAGCGCGUGGUCAACAGCAACCGACGCACACGCCAAGAACGCCACUACGGACCACUCAGCGACAUGCACCCUCGAGCGCACGGCAAACGGUGGCAGUUCCCAACCUAGCCACUGAGUCUAACGAUACCGACGAAGAUGCAGCCGAGCUGGAACUGAUUGAAUUCAUCCGAGAUCAGAGACCGCACCUCCUGCGAACGUACUUGCAGUGA